This is a messenger RNA of Kwoniella botswanensis, 390 nucleotides long. RefSeq lists its product as uncharacterized. Bases 1 to 390 code for a protein of 129 amino acids. The record is from RefSeq and is a predicted model, not a curated record. The transcript is spliced from 2 exons. Lineage: Eukaryota; Fungi; Basidiomycota; Tremellomycetes; Tremellales; Cryptococcaceae.
AUGUCGAAACAGAACACUUCACUUUCCACGAAAAAAGUUCACGUUUACAACCAGUCUUCGAACGCGUCCCCAAAUGAUAUAAAGAGUAUCCUCUCAGGUACUGCUACCCAAUAUCUUAUCGCUAGGUAUGAGAGCUGCCGGGGGUUGAGCAUUGUUGGUGGUAUACCUGAUGAUUGGGAUGCUCGAGCAUUCGUCUUGGAGAAUAGUAAAUGUCCAGAAGGGACACACGGACCGAAAGACAUAGAAGAAUUUUAUCAUUGCACAACCAAGGACGAUGCAAGUACUCGAACCUAUUAUUUAAUCAACAAAGGUCUUUAUCAUGAGGAACGCCCCAUCGUAGAAGUUGGUGUUUCCACCUGCACCUAUGAAGAAGACCUCAUCCAGCUCUGA